AUGAGAUGUGCCAGUAUUCAACUAGGAAACAAGAAAAUCCUUGUCGAUUUCAAGUAUGAAAGGCUGCCCUCUGUUUGCUACUACUGUGGCCUCAUUGGACACACUGACAAAGCCUGUGACCAAAGAACCAAAGACAUCACCUCAGGAGUUCUCUCAGAAGGUCUCUUCGGUGAUUGGCUCAGAGCUCAAGACAAUCCAUCUCCUUCAACACAUUGUAACUGGAACGAGUCACCUGAGACACCUUCCAAGGACCUCAACAACAGUACUCAUCAACCUUCUAACACCAACAACACACUCUCCCAAUCACCAUCCAUCAAAACCUCCCAACCUAUCACCAAUAUACCUUUGUCUCCUACACAAUCAACUCCACACCAAACCACCAAUCCUCCAAUCCCUACCAAUACUCCCUCAGUUAUCACCCCAGAACCAUCAAACUACAUACAACACCCUGCUGAUCCCUCAACAGAUAUCACCAUCUUUCAUCCAUCAGAUAUGCAAAUUUCUCACCCGCCCACUAUCCAAAAUGCCAUAACUCCCAAACAAAUCACACCUCCUGUCACUGAAACUGAGACAUCUCACAACCAAAAACCGAUAAACAUCACCACCUCCCAAUCCUCCCCCGACAAUGAACAUAUACCCAACACUAAACUUCCAUUAUCACCCACUGCCAAAUCCCUCAAAACUUGGAAAAGAAAAACUCCAGCACCGCUUCAAAACCACUCUCCCAACUAUGGGCGCAAAACAGAGAAACAAAGCCCAAAUUCUGAAGCGAGGAAAAAGUGCAGAACAGAACAAGAACUGCCGAUGACUCUCACCAACCGUUAA
Striga asiatica is the source of this 825-nucleotide messenger RNA. NCBI's taxonomy places the organism in Eukaryota, Viridiplantae, Streptophyta, Magnoliopsida, Lamiales, Orobanchaceae. The record is from the annotation of a GenBank genome assembly.